CUUGUUGUAAGGUAGACUAUAAGAUGCGUAAAACUAUUUAUGUACAAUAAUCAUACAAUUUAAACCUGUGAACCAAUUUAAAACUAUUUGUAACUUUACUGUAUUUUUAAGGGUAUGUUUCCACUGCUACACGUGUUGAAAAGAGGCGCAAAGCACUAAGCCACUGUUCAUUGCUUAAUUGUUAUACCUAAGGUAUUUCUCAAAAAGAUUUCACUCUUUAUUUACCAGAGCGUUAUACUUAUGAGUUUUGCAAGGCAACCGUUCCCAGCUCGGACUAGUUCUAGAAAUUCUAAUAGAGGAAGGACUCAACUUGAUUCCAAUGUGAGUCAAAGGAAGAAAACCAAACCGAGCGAUGUCAAUCCCCCUAUCAAACAAAGAACCAAAUCUAUUCCAGAAGUGAGUAAGAACGAUGAUGUCCAUAAAGCCGACACAACUGGAAAACCACAAUUUAAAGAGGGGCUUGCUGCAGAGUGUUACAGACUGGAGAAAGAGUUAAAGGAGACUUCCAACAAAAUAUAUGAGCUGACCUCAGCUAAUGACGACCUUAAGACAAGAUUGAGCUCGCUGCUCGGUGCUAAGCUGCAGGACAAUAACCCGAACAUUGCGGACUUAAGUGAUCCAAAGAGACCUACACAGCUGAGAGAUUUAUUUUCUGGAUUUUACGACGAUGAGUGUACGAACAGCUUCGAAAUAAUUAUAAAAGCAAACAAAUCCGAGGUGGUCGUAGUGGGCAUGUUGCUUAACGCUUGCGUGGCAAUAUACAAACGCUGUACAACCAAAGCUUCAACAGAUUUACAGGAUUUGCUUCGUGAUUUUGCGUUCAAUUCGAGUUCGGAUGUACAAUUGCUGAAGCAACUGAAAGACAAGCGGAAGAAAAUAACACCAAAUGAACAAUUACAAAGCGAAAUAGCAAGUGCCAUGAGAGAAUUGUUCGGUGAAGAAACUUUCCAACACAAACAAAUCCAGGCGUACGUUCAAAAGUGUCUCGAAAUAUGCUGGUCAAUGGCAGUACAAUACCCGCCUGUUGUCAUGGAUACAGAGAUCAAAAGGGAUGGUCAACCGUUUGAUUACGCAGCGUAUCGACCGUACACACAGUCGGGUCCUUUUUUCGACUUUAUUGUGUGGCCGGCACUAUAUCUCAACGAGGGUGGGGGCCUUCUUUAUAAAGGAGUAGCUCAAGAAAUGGGUUCAGAUGAAUCAAAAGUUGUAAAACAGAAUUUACAGCAAACCAACCAAUCGUCAAGAAAACAAACCAUGAAGUGAAUCGUCAGUAAAUUUCAUUCACAUAUAUAUUAUGUUAUACUUUGUAUGAUGGUAAGGAUGCAUACGUGUCUUGAUUUUGUGUUUUUCAUUAGAUGUUCAAUAUAUAUAUAUAUAUAUAUUAAUUUUCUUUGGACCAAAUCCAAAAGGUCCUUAUUUAAAGCAACACAAUAACGAAAUAACUAUCUUGUCUAUAUACAGUUGAUACGUGUUUAAAUCAUGAAAUUAUCGGAUGAGUACGGACUUAGUCAUGCAUUUAACAUCGCUCAUGAUAUAAGUAAUUAAAAAUUAAGAGCAUUUAAGUCAAAUAUUGAAUAUGACAUUUACAUAGAGUUAGUUCCGAAAAAAAAUAAGAUUGUAUUUAUGCCGAUUAAGAUUAUCGGUUCAUUUCCUUCGAAGACAGGCAGGUAGAUAUAAUGAAAACACUAUCGCUAGACAAGAAAGAUAAUAUCCUGUAUGUAUAAUUUUCUUUGUUGUAAUUCCACGGAUAUUGUGGGCGAAUUUCAUUUUGUAUGUAUUUGUUCAACAUUUGUUGAUAUAAGAAAGAAGCAAAUACAAAUAUUACUAUAAAAAUCCGUCUGUUAUUAUUAUUAACGUAUUACGUGUGUACAAUUGCUACUAUCAACCAAUAGGUCUGAACUAACAAAACUGUUUUAUUUGUUCAGGAUUCGUUGAGUAUUAGAUCAAUUUUGGUAAAAUCGUAUAACGAAUUUAUCAAUUGUUAUCCUGUUCACUUUAA
Molecule: messenger RNA, 1999 nt
Organism: Dreissena polymorpha
Lineage: Eukaryota; Metazoa; Mollusca; Bivalvia; Myida; Dreissenidae
Exons: 9
Coding region: 241-1263 (340 amino acids)
Source: RefSeq, a predicted model, not a curated record